This is a messenger RNA of Thlaspi arvense, 1303 nucleotides long. The record is from the annotation of a GenBank genome assembly. NCBI's taxonomy places the organism in Eukaryota, Viridiplantae, Streptophyta, Magnoliopsida, Brassicales, Brassicaceae.
AUGACUGUUGAGAAAACUCUCGGUGACUCUACUGUUCUCUCCGCAACGUAUCGAAGCCACGAAAGCCUUGAGGCUCUGAAUAUCAUAUCCAACAUUCUGUUUUCCGUCGAUCUCGGUAGCUACGACCUGAAAAAGCCCAAUAGGUUUCAGGAUGCGGUGAUUGGUGUCAUGGAAGCUAUCGGAAAUCCAGACGCUGCUAACUAUUUUCCAUUUCUGGGGUUUCUUGAUCUGCAAGGUAAUAGGAAGGGUCUCAAGGUUUCCUCAGAGAAGCUGUUUAGGGUUUUCCGUGGGUUCAUCGAUGCUAAAAGAGCAGAAAAAUCAUCGCGGAAUAACCCUAAAGAUGUUUCGAGCAACGAUUUCGUAGAUGCAAUUCUCGAGCACACCGAAGGAGAUGAAGCAGAGCUCAACACUAACGAUAUUGUACACCUUCUCUUGGACUUGUUUGGAGCGGGCACAGACACAAAUUCUAGUACCGUGGAAUGGGCAAUGGCAGAGUUACUUCGAAACCCUAAAACAAUGGCGAAAGCUCAAGACGAGAUCGAUCGUGUGAUUGGUCAAAAAGGUGUUGUUGAAGAGUCUGAUAUCUCGGAACUUCCCUAUUUACAAGCGGUCGUGAAGGAAACUUUCCGGUUACAUCCGGCUGCUCCGCUUCUCGUCCCGCGGAAAGCGGAAUCCGAUGUGGAGAUUCUUGGGUUCAUGGUCCCUAAAGACAGUCAGGUUUUGAUGAACGUGUGGGCCAUUGGACGAGACCCGAGUGUGUGGGAGAAUCCGACCCGGUUCGAGCCAGAGAGGUUUUUAGGGAAAGAGACUGAUGUGAAAGGCAGAGAUUAUGAGCUUACACCGUUUGGAGCUGGAAGGAGAAUUUGCCCGGGGUUACCUUUGGCUGUGAAGACAGUGCCUCUCAUGCUUGCUUCUCUUCUCUAUUCCUUUGACUGGAAGCUUCCAAACGACAUGGAUUCUCAGGAUUUGGACAUGGACGAGACUUUUGGUCUCACAUUGCAUAAGACCAACCCGUUACAUGCCGUUCCCGUCAAGAAACGCGCCAUUAAUAAGCCAUUGUUGUAGACUUGUAGUAGUGUAUGUUUUUAAAAAAAAAAAAUACAGGAAAAUAACAACAGAUUAGAUGGUGUAGAGAUAUCGUAUCAUAACAAGGACAAAAAGUUUUUAUGAAAUUCGUAAUUGAUUUUCUUCCGCCGUAAGUCGGUAAGUAACCUGAUUUCAACAUGUCUUUGUCAAUCAAUAAAGACAAGUCUGCGUAUCUAACAUUUCCAAGAAGAUGAGAUCGCUUGAUUAUGACAUAUAU